CUCGGUGCUCUCCGGGUCCGGCUCGGCCCUCCCUGCAGCCUCGGCCCCGGCCCUCGGAGCCGCGCAUGGACUUUCUGCCGCUCCUGCUGCUUUACCUGUGCCUCGUGCUCGCCGUUGCCGUGCUGUACUGCAGCCACGCGGGCAGCGGGGGCGGCCGCCUGGGCAGGGCAGCCCGCAGCGCCGGCCAGGUACUGUCAUUAGUAAUCCCCACUCGGCUCCAGAGUGUGACACAGAAGGUGCUCCUCAGGCUCUUUCACACACGAAACUAUCUGUUUGUUGUCCUGCACAUAGCCUUGCAAGCAGCAGUUUAUGCUGAAUACACAUGGGAAGUGUUUGUUUACUGCUGGGAACUGGAGUUCCACCUUGUGCUGCUGCUGCUGCCCUACCUGCUGCUGCUUGGGAACAUGGGCUGCUUCAUUCUGUGCUCCUGUGCCAAUCCUGGUAUAAUAACAAAAUCAAAUCAUGCAUCACUGAUGAAGACUUAUGCGUAUGAUGGUGUAUUAUUUCAGAAAGGCAUUGUGUGUGCUACAUGCAACGUGGAAAAGCCAGCCAGAUCAAAACAUUGCAGUUUCUGUAAUACCUGUGUGCACCGUUUUGAUCACCACUGUGUAUGGGUCAACAACUGCAUCGGUGCCUUCAAUGCAAAGUAUUUCUUCCUCUACCUCUUCACACUGACUGUGAUGGCUGCGACCAUUGCAAUCAUCACUACAGCAUUUCUCAUCCAAGUGGUGCUGCUGUCAAACAUGAUGCACGGGAGUUACAUUGAUGACCAAGGACAGCAGCACGCUGUUGAGAUUUUCUUUCUCAUCCAGCACCUUUUCUUGACUUUUCCUAGGAUUGUCUUCAUGCUUGGUUUUGUUAUUCUUCUCACACUUAUACUGGGUGCAUACUUCUGUUUCAACCUAUACUUGGCCUUAACCAACCAAACUUUCAAUGAAUGGUACAAAUUCAGAAGAUACAGGCAUUCCCAUCAUCGAACACUGCAGCCUUGUGACAGAAAAGUUGUCUACAAAAACACUUAUACUAAAGGAGUCUGGAUGAAUUUAAAGGAAAUCUUUAAGUCUCAUGCAGUGCUGGAAAGAAAGAAGAAAAAAUGAAGAUAAAACUCUUUAUUGCAUUGUUAUUUUUUUUACUUUUUGUAAAACGUGCUUUGAUACCAUGGGGAACUUUGUUCAGAUAAGAAAAAAAAAAACAAUUUCAAUUAGUUGGAAACUUCUCAUGUGAUCAGUCUUCCAGAAGGAAAAAGCUGAAGCUCCUGCAAGUUUGUCUGCAACACUGCUCAGAUCAGCUGUGAAAGCAACGUGUUUGUCUUCUCAGACACAUCUGCAGUCCAGAAGCUUGCUGUACUCGAGUUAGGUUCAGCUAAGGUACAUCAUGUACACAGAAAAUGACUUUAUAUAUAUGGUUACUGUUUGUAUGCUGCAAAAUAUAUCCCAUGGUAUAAUUGGCAAAUGGAGCUCCUGAGUUACUUUAGUGUAUCUUAUGUACAUCUUCCUGCAGGAGACCUUGGAGGAACUUAGCAGUGCCAUGCAUGUGGAAGAGGUAAAUGAAUGCACUGAUUUGUCUGUUACUUACACUGUGUUUGCCCUGCAGAGAGAUCACAGCUGACAGCAAUAUUCUAAUUAACAGUACCUCAGCAGAACUCUAUUUAAGUUACUCAGUGUGAAGCUGUUAGAAGUCCUGGUAACAAACUUGCUGACAGGAGGUGCAAGUGUGGACCAACAGACUGCAGUGAAUCUCUCCAUGCAGGAACAAGGGGAGAGCUAACGAAGAGCUGUUGUGAGCUCUGAGGAAGCUUCAUCUUUUUAAAACACCUCAGGGCUGUACCACCCUGUUAAGCCAUUUACCUAUGGAAGCCCUCCUGCUCUGAACAACUGUAACGGCAAACCUAGGACAGAUCAAACUCCCCAGCCUGGAGGCACACAGUAAGUGUAAGGUCUGUCAGUAGCUGCAUGCUGUUCAUUACACAAUCACAGUCUGGACUUCCACCUCCCCUUCCUGGGAGGCAAUAACAAACUCUCCUGUAUGUUCCAUUAUUUCAAUGUCCUCUGAUGCCACCAUUGUCACUGUUGCUUCUUCUGUCUCGAUGCUGCCUUCUGUUGUCAGCACUGCUCCUUCUCCAAUGGCAGAAGCCAGUGUCAUAGCGACCUGCUCUGUGAGGCUUUCGGGGGUCGCAAUGGUGAUGGUGUCUGCAGCAUCUGUGGUUACUUCAGAGUUUUCUGCUACGGUGACGUUCUGUACGAUGAUCUGGUGACCAGAGUUUGCUUGAUUUACUAUUUGUUGCACAACCUUCAUAAUGUGACUGUCAACCUACAUUAUGAGAAAAGUGGCCGUGUUAUUUCCUGAUGUGUUGCACUGUUAGAAGUACAGUCGUCAUCUAGCUGAAAACCAUGUCUGAUGAUCAGCAGUGCAGUACAGCAAGCAGCAUUUAGUUCCCAUUUCCUCCAGCUGCUCCCUGAAGCUCUCAUGAACCCAAGAAAAGCAGAGUCUUAUAACACGUGUCUUGUGCUACUGAAGGUGUUUUGCCAACAGGGUACUUCCUGGACUUAAAGUACUGUUUGUGGCAAAAUCUUAACAGUGCACACUUAGUUGUUCAAGACAGGCUGGCUACAAGUGAGGAGUCUCUCAUUUUGCAACAGCCCCUAUUUCUAGCCUUCAGGAAUUCAUAAAGAGGAUAAUUUCUCAAGGCUGAAGUGGCAUUGUACAAUUCUACUUAGCAGCUUCAGUCUCCUGUACUAAGAACUACAGGUUACUAGCCUCCAUCACUGAGGGGAUCUGGGGUUAGACUGAGCUUUGUUCAAACUUGGUAUGGUCACUGUUAUUAUUUUAUACAGACAAGUCUGCAGAACUGCUUAUUUAGCAUGACUUCCAGACACUCAGAGGAGCUCAUAACACUCAGAGGGGAGUCACAGAAAGAACAGUUUAAGUAGCUGCUUUACCUCAUGUCUUGUUCCCUCCAUUAUUUCAGUAGCUUCACUGGUCUCCAUAUCUUCAGUAGCAGUCUUGAAAGACAAAAUAGCAUGAUUCCUUUUUUAGAUUAUUAGGUUGUUGCUGUUGUUGUUGUUUUUUUUAAUUCUAUUUCCAAGAUAAAAAAUAUCAAGACCUUUUAUAAAAUCAUCCUGUUUCCCCCCACAAUGCAGUAACUACUCUAGAGACAACUCCUUAAAUUUUUCUCCAAAUCCCAUUAUAAAUGGCUACUUCACAGUAAUGCAGAGUGCUCAGAAAUAACUGAAAGAGGACAUCCUCUCUCAGCAGGAUUCUGCCAACUGGCAGAUUUUUCUCCAAUUAGUAGCAGCCCCAAUGUUUACUAUGGCAGCACUAAACAGACUCAAUGAAUGGACUUAUUCUGCAUAGAUAAGAGCUGGCUCCCUGUCACAAAGAAGGAGAAAGCGAAGUGCAUCAAUUGUUGUUUUUUGAUGGUCACAAAAACUGUUUCAGACAAAAUAAGCUAACUAGAAAUGGGAGAAUAAACUGAAGUUGAAGGAAAGCUGAAGCAAGUGUGAGAGGUCAGAAGAUCUUCUAUAGUCAGAAGUUCUUAGUUCCAGCCUUCCCCACAUCCUCAUUUUCCUGCCUCAGUUAUGUGCAGGACAACAAGGCUGCUUGCUCGCUUCUUACCUCAAUGAUGUAUUCCUGAGUGUCUGCCACCACUGAAGAAAACUCUACCAAAACAGUAUGAGGAUCUUCAGAGAUGACUGUUGCAGCUAAAUUGUCAGCUGACUGGCUUUCCUCAGACACCAUCACUUCCUCCACCUCUUUCAAAGCCAGAAGGCAGCCACCUGAGUGGAAUUCCAAAAAUGCCGUAAAAAGACAAUUUACAUAACCAACACAAAUAUGGGGAUACCUGGCAAAUGCUAUGCAACACUAAUGAGACCCCUUUAACAGGAUACCACUAACAAAUAGCCAGCAAUCAGCAGCCUUUAAUCCCACCAAGCCAAUUAAUGAUCUAGAAGAGGUCCAUGCUUCAUUACUGAUUAAUGUAGAUUGGGAAAAAACAAAAAAACAAGUCUGCAUCCCCUCUUGUGAUGCAACAGAGAUGCAGAUAAAUAAAUGGCCUUUGAUGAAGAUCAUUAGAACCACUCUAAAUGUUUUGCACCCAGAAAAAUCAUCAUCAUUCUGCCAAGAAUCAGCUCGUCCAAACCUGAUCCCAGAAGAAACGUGCAUCUGCCCUCACUGCAACAGAGAUAAACCUGGCCAUCUCACCUUUGGUCUUUAAGUGCCUGUUGAGCGUGCCGUGCUCUGCGAAGCCUCGCCCACACUUGUAACACUUGAAAGGCUUUUCCCCCGUGUGAUGGCGGAUGUGGCGGACCAGGGAGCCCUUUUCCCUAAAGCCCCGGCUGCAGUACUGGCACACGUAAGGCUUGUCCUCCAGAUGCGUACGGAAGUGGACUUGCUGAGCGUUCUGUAGAGAGAGAAGCACCAGUUAAAGGGAAUGCCUAAAUCAAGCAAGCAGUGUUUUAGCUUUCAGUGUGAAAGUCAGCGUGUUUGAGGACUUCUCACCUAAGGCACGACAAAGAUGUUUGUAUUAUUUGUUUUCAUACGUGAAGGAACAGUUUCCUCAGAACUAGGAAUUAAGACUGCCUUUCUUGUCCCUACUGAUACAAAAGUGUCUUCUGCUCUUGUAAGAGGAGAGGAGCUGGCAUUUGUUUGUUCAGCAGUGAAGCCUCCUAGCUUAUCCCAAACCCAAGCUCUGGGAAGGAAACUCUCAGGGCGAGCCUGACACAAGGCAGACACACCUUGGUUUUGUACCGCUUGCCACACUUUGGACAGGAAUACGGUCGCUCAUCAGAAUGCACCCUUCGAUGCCCCUUGACGUGUGCAAUAGUCUUGUAGAGCUUGCCACACUCUCCGCAGCGGAAACGCCGUUCAUUGACGUGCACCUCCUGGUGCUUUUUUAACAGGUAGCCCUUAGUGAACUCUUUGCCGCAUUCUUCGCACUUAAAAGGCUUGUAAUCUAGAGAGAGAAAAGCAUUUCUGUCAUUAAUGCUUAAAUUGGCCUUUUCACAAAACUCUACUUCUGCAGAUGCCAGGCAGGUCCGGAAGCAUGGAGCCUUUUUGUUAAGCUCUAGAACAAAGUGUAAAAGAAUAACACAAACCAUUGCUGUGAUCUUUUCGUGUUUUGUGUUAAGCACCAACAGAAUUUGUAUGGCUGAGGUUUGUCUAAAAGCAAAGAAUGUGAAACAGUGAAAACUACAUUGUGUUCAAGAUCACAAGAUCUUGAGAGAGUAAGAGAGGUAAGAGAGGAUGCAUUUUAGACCAUAGCUGGGCGUUACAGCCUUACCUAAAUGUCCUUUGAUAUGCGUUUCAAGGGAAGCAGCUUCACUGAAAGCUUCAGUACAGUGAGGACAAAUGUAACUUCUGUAGCCAUUUGUUCUUUCUGCAUCUGUCUAUUGGAAAGAAAAUGGCACGGUAUAUAUCUUUUUUACUGCUCUGUAAUUAUUUGUAACUAAAUUCCCAAUUAAAUAUUCCAGCUUUCACCCCCAUCCCUCCCAAAAAAGAUUGAUAUUGAUAACAGGAGCUUGCACUAACAUGCAUGAAAAGCAUGCAACAAAAGUUGGCACAAAGACAAAGGGACAGGGAGAGGUGCAUGGAAGAUAAUGUGCAGGGUGGUCAGGAUUACACUACUGUUCACAACCAAGUGCAGGCUCAGAAGAUUAAGAAAUUAAUCUACAAAGUGCAAACAUACAGGCUCUGAUGGUUCUACUUCAGCAUGCUGUUCCCCACAUGGCUCCUCUUCCGCUUCCACCACUUCAUUUUUUAUUUCUUCUGUAGCAGCCACAGCAGGCUCAUCUGCCUUCUGCAUUUCUUCCACAGCAACUCUCUCUAUCACAAUGCCAGAAUUCCUCAUGGCCUGCCUUAGCAGAUUCUCACUGUUUGUUUCCCCCUCACAUGGCAGCUCCUUAGGAUGUGACUGCUAGAGGAAUAAAUAGUCCAAAACUUGGUACAACAAAUGCACAGGCUGCUUUUGACAUAUUUGGAUGAAAAAUCAAAAAGAGAAUGAUCUUCAACUGGGAAGAUGAGACCAGUCUGUACUCUUAAAACAUUCAAGGAAAAGCUUUUGCUUCUGUCAGCGUCCUGCAGUAGUGCAUGAUCAAUGUAAACAGCUUCUCACAUUUUGCAUCAUCCAGUAAGGGACCCUAUGCAUCUCAGUGUAUGCUCCACACUCAAACAAGGUCAAAGCACAGUUUGCCUUCUUUGCUUUCAGAUGAGAGAGGAGCUAAUUAUCCAUUUAUUUUUCGCUGCACAGAUUUACACUUAGCACCUAAGAAAAUUUCAUGAGGUAAAACCCUUCAAACUACUUCUUGCAUAAAAUACAGGAUAUUCAAGAGAAAUAACACUCACAUCUUCAUCCAGAGAUUUUGCAUCUACAACAGGAAGCUCCUGCAUUUGGACAUGGACUUCAUGAAGAACGUUGCCUUUUGCAUCUGUCACUAGAUGAAUCACAGGUGACGUCUCAAUGGAUUCACUCGCUAUUGAUGGAACAGUUUCUGAGUUUGAACUACAGGAUCCUUCAAGAAAAGUAGAAUGCAUCACCUGAUGUAAUGCCCACCCCUCAUCCGUUUACUGCACCCCACAAUAAAUGUGUUUUAGAAUACAAA
Centrocercus urophasianus (Greater sage-grouse) is the source of this 6596-nucleotide messenger RNA. RefSeq names its product zinc finger DHHC-type palmitoyltransferase 4 (gene ZDHHC4). Gene Ontology annotation, molecular function: protein-cysteine S-palmitoyltransferase activity. Bases 66 to 1097 code for a protein of 343 amino acids. The transcript has 7 exons. Gene Ontology annotation, biological process: peptidyl-L-cysteine S-palmitoylation; protein targeting to membrane. Gene Ontology annotation, cellular component: Golgi apparatus; endoplasmic reticulum. Lineage: Eukaryota; Metazoa; Chordata; Aves; Galliformes; Phasianidae. The record is from RefSeq and is a predicted model, not a curated record.